Boeremia exigua is the source of this 2610-nucleotide messenger RNA. RefSeq lists its product as uncharacterized. The record is from RefSeq and is a predicted model, not a curated record. Gene Ontology annotation, molecular function: GTP cyclohydrolase II activity; hexose transmembrane transporter activity. Lineage: Eukaryota; Fungi; Ascomycota; Dothideomycetes; Pleosporales; Didymellaceae. The transcript is spliced from 5 exons. The coding region runs from base 1 to 2610 and encodes 869 amino acids. Gene Ontology annotation, cellular component: membrane. Gene Ontology annotation, biological process: monosaccharide transmembrane transport; riboflavin biosynthetic process.
AUGGAUCCGCGGUCGUGGUUUGGCGACCUCACGGGCUACUUUGUGUACAUCCUGUUUGUCGCGACGCUGGGCCCGCUGCUCUUUGGCUUCCAUCUGUCUGAGCUCAACGCGCCCGAGGACGUUAUCCGCUGCAAGCGAAAGUCCAUCACGUCCGCCGGCCUCGCCGCGCCCUCGCUGCCGCAAUGCAUCGCCAUGACGCCGACCCAGUGGGGAGUCGUGGGCUCCAUGUACACCUUGGGCGGCCUGGUUGGCGCCCUCUCCGCAGCACCGCUGGCCGGCAAGUUCGGCCGCCUCAGGGCCAUGCAGCUGACGACGCUGUUCUUCGCCGUCGGCCCCGUCUUCGAGGCCCUGGCGCCCUCCAUCGCCGUCAUGGCCUUUGGGAGACUCGUGUCCGGCGUGGGCGCCGGUGCCGCCGUCGUCAUCGUGCCGCUGUACAUCUCAGAGAUCGCCCCGCCUGCACACAAGGGCUUCUUCGGCGCCUUCACCCAGAUCAUGUGCAACGUCGGCAUCCUGGUCACCCAGCUGCUGGGCUACUUCCUCAGCCACGACUCGUACUGGCGCCUCAUCCUGGCCGUGGGCGGCGUGGUCGGCCUGGCCCAAGGCCUGGGCUUGCUGUUCUCCGUCGAGAGCCCCAAGUACCUGGCUGAGAAGGGCAACCUCACCCAGGCGAGGCGGACGCUGCGCCACAUCAGGGGCGAAGGGGCCGACAUUGACGGCGAGAUGAGCGAGUGGGGAGCGGAAGGCUCCGAUGCAAGCGAAGAGGAGCAGACGCUGUUGCGCAACGAAGGCGGCGCCUCGCAGCCCGCAGCCAAGUCGCCCGACCACGAGGGCUCACUGAGCAUCGUGCAGGUCUUCCGCCACCCUGACUACAACAAGGCCGCCAUUGCGGUCAUCAUGGUCAUGCUGGCGCAGCAGUUCAGCGGCAUCAAUAGCAUCGUCAUGUACGGCGUGUCACUGCUGGCAGGGCUGCUCGAGUCCAACUCGGCGCUGCUCAACCUCGCCGUGUCUGCCGUCAACAUCGUGAUGACGGCUGCAGGCGCAUUCCUCCCAGACAGGUUCGGGCGCAAGCCGUGUCUGCUUGGCUCCAUCGCCGGCAUGGGCACCAGUGCACUGCUCCUGGCGAUUGGCAUCAUGCAGGCGGUGCCCGUACUGUCAGCCGUGGCCGUGCUGUUCUUCGUGGCCAGCUUUGCGCUAGGGCUCGGCCCGGUCCCCUUCAUCCUGGCCAGCGAGCUAGUCGGGCCCGAGGCGGUCGAUGCCACGCAGAGCAUUGCACUCGGCGCAAACUGGAUUGCGACGUUUGUUGUGGCGCAGUUCUUCCCACUGCUGAGCGCGCAGCUGGGCGGCAAGGUGUACCUCAUUUUUGCAGCGCUCUCGGCGUUUUUCUUUGUGUUCCUGUCGUGGUACGUGCCCGAGACCAAGGGCAAGAAGAACGCGGACGAGGUCUGGGGCCGCGAACGCAGGAGCCCGAGCCGGCAGGGCUUCGACUUCGACAGCCCCGAGCGCGCCCUGGGCGACGAUGCCACACACGCGCCCGCGCCCGCGCCCCGGGCCGCACACCACCGCGGGUCCGACCCGCCGCGCUCGCUCAUCUCGCCUGCCUUCACGCCGCCCGCGACGCCCGGCUUCGCAACACCGUCGCAGCCGCGCCGCCCGCCGCGCUCCGUGCCCGUCGACACGUCGCGGGCGACCGACUCGCCGCGCCCCGAGCUGCUCGAGCAGCUGCCCGUCGUCGAGUGCGAGGUGCGCGCGCGCAUCCCCACCACCACCGGCCACGAGAUGUGGCUGCACGUGUACCGCAACAACGUCGACACCAAGGAGCACCUGGCCAUUGUGUUUGGCAACCAGAUCCGCUCGCGCUCGCUCGACGCCGAGCGCCCGGGCGAGACCGAGCUCGACCGCAUGACCCGCGGCGCAUACGUCGGCCGCCUGUACCCCGGCCGCACCACGUCGCGCGUCGACGCCAUCAGGCGCGCUGAAGGAGUGCCCUCGCGCCGCGCCCCCGACUCCGCCGCCGCCGACUCCCCGGACCCCGCGCUGGCCUCACCGUCCUCGGCCUCGUCCGACAACGGCGAUGGCGCCUCCGCCUCUGACCUGCCCCUCGUGCGCAUCCACUCCGAGUGCUACACCGGCGAGACCGUCUGGUCUGCGCGCUGCGACUGCGGCGAGCAGCUCGACGAGGGCGCUCGCCUCAUGGCCGACCCCACCCUCUCGCCCUCCGGCGGCGCCAUCAUCUACCUGCGCCAAGAAGGGCGCGGCAUCGGCCUGGGCGAGAAGCUGAAGGCCUACAACCUGCAAGACCUGGGCAACGACACGUACGAAGCAAACGUCAUGCUCAGGCACCCCGCCGAUGCGAGGAGCUACGGGCUGGCCACCGCCAUGCUCAUGGACCUGGACCUGGGCGGAGAGAGGGGCAUCAGGCUGCUGACGAACAAUCCCGACAAAGUGCGCGCCGUCGAGGGGCCCAACAGAGAAGUUGUCGUCCGGGAGCGCGUCGCUAUGGUGCCGUUAGCCUGGAAGACAGGCGGCAAGCAGGGCAUCAACAGCGAGGAGGUCGAGAAGUAUUUGAGCACCAAGAUUGAAAAGUUCAAGCACAUGCUCGACCAAAAAUGA